GUAAUCCCCAGCCAUUGAGCAUCCCCUUUUUAGAAAGACUGAGUCUCUCCCAGGACAGCUGCUGCGGUCACACCACAAACUUAAAAGCCGUCCUCCGGCUCGGAGCGUGCCUUUCCUCGCCGCCCCAGCCGCCUCCCCGAAGCCCCAGCUGGUGCCUGGAGCCUGGUGCCUGGUGCCUGGUGCCUGGUGCCUGGCUCCGGGCCGGUGCGGCGCGUGGCUCGGGGGCCGGCAGCGCCCCCUGCCUCCCGGCCGGUCCUCCGCGGCCGCAGCGCCGCUCCCUCCGCCAGGGCCGCCGGGCUCCGCUCCGCCAGGGCGGCCGCUCCGGGGAUCCGCCGGCCCGGGGCACCUCCCCGCCCGCAGCCCGCAGCCCGCAGCCCGCCCCCCGGUGCCCGGAGGGACAUCCGCCGGGUAGAGAGAGGGCCGGGGGCGCCCGCGGCAGCUUGUUUCCACUGUUUCAAAGAGAACAUUGUUUUCAUCAUGAAUGCUAAUAAAGAUGAGAGACCAAAGUCCAAAAGCUACUAUUUUUACUUUUUUCAUGCGUUGAUGAUGCUAAGCAUGACCAUGCUGUUUCUUCCGGUCAUUGGAACUUCUAAGCAAAAUAUUCCACGGCUCAAGCUAACCUACAAAGACUUGCUGCUUUCAAAUAGCUGCAUUCCCUUCCUGGGUUCAUCAGAAGGACUGGAUUUCCAAACAAUUCUGUUAGAUGAGGAGAGGAGCAGGCUGCUGCUGGGAGCCAAGGACCAUAUCUUCCUGCUCAAUCUGGUUGACUUAAACAAAAGUUUCAAGAAGAUUUAUUGGCCGGCUGCAAAGGAGCGGGUGGAAUUAUGUAAAUUAGCUGGGAAAGAUGCCAAUACAGAAUGUGCAAAUUUCAUUCGAGUACUUCAACCCUAUAAUAAAACUCACAUUUAUGUGUGCGGAACUGGAGCAUUUCAUCCAAUAUGUGGAUAUAUUGAUCUUGGAGUCUACAAAGAGGAAGUUAUGUUCAAACUAGACACACACAAUUUGGAGUCCGGCAGACUGAAAUGUCCUUUUGAUCCUCAACAGCCUUUUGCUUCAGUAAUGACAGAUGAAUACCUCUACUCUGGAACAGCUUCUGAUUUCCUUGGCAAAGAUACCGCAUUCACGCGGUCCCUCGGGCCUACUCAAGACCAUCAUUACAUCAGAACUGACAUUUCAGAGCACUACUGGCUCAAUGGUGCCAAAUUUAUUGGGACUUUCCCCAUACCAGACACCUAUAAUCCAGAUGAUGAUAAGAUAUAUUUCUUCUUUCGUGAAUCAUCUCAAGAAGGCAGUACUUCAGAUAAGAUGAUUCUUUCUCGAGUUGGAAGAGUUUGUAAGAAUGAUGUAGGAGGACAACGCAGCCUGAUAAACAAGUGGACUACUUUUCUUAAGGCCAGAUUGAUUUGCUCAAUUCCUGGAAGUGAUGGGGCAGAUACUCAUUUUGAUGAGCUCCAAGAUAUUUACUUACUCCCCACAAGAGAUGAAAGGAACCCUGUAGUAUAUGGAGUCUUUACCACAACCAGCUCCAUCUUCAAAGGCUCUGCUGUUUGUGUGUAUAGCAUGGCUGACAUCAGAGCGGUUUUUAAUGGCCCAUAUGCUCAUAAGGAAAGUGCAGACCAUCGCUGGGUGCAGUAUGAUGGAAGGAUUCCUUACCCCAGACCUGGAACUUGUCCAAGCAAAACCUAUGACCCACUGAUCAAAUCCACCCGAGAUUUUCCGGAUGACGUCAUCAGUUUCAUCAAGCGGCACCCUGUGAUGUAUAAGUCAGUAUAUCCAGUUGCAGGAGGACCAACAUUCAAGCGAAUCAAUGUGGAUUACAGGCUGACACAGAUUGUGGUGGAUCACGUGGUGGCAGAAGAUGGCCAGUAUGAUGUAAUGUUUCUUGGAACAGACAUUGGAACGGUCCUAAAAGUUGUUAGCAUUUCAAAGGAGAAGUGGAAUAUGGAAGAAGUAGUACUGGAGGAGUUGCAGGUAUUCAAGCACUCAUCAAUCAUCUUGAACAUGGAGUUGUCUCUGAAACAGCAACAAUUGUACAUUGGUUCCCGAGAUGGAUUGGUUCAGCUCUCACUGCACAGAUGUGACACUUAUGGGAAAGCUUGUGCAGACUGUUGUCUCGCCAGAGACCCCUACUGUGCCUGGGAUGGAACUUCAUGUUCUCGAUAUACACCCACUUCAAAAAGGCGAGCUAGACGCCAAGAUGUCAAGUAUGGAGACCCAAUCACCCAGUGCUGGGACAUAGAAGAGAGCAUUACUCAUGAAGCUGCUGAUGAAAAGGUGAUUUUUGGCAUUGAAUUUAAUUCAACUUUUCUGGAAUGUAUACCUAAAUCCCAACAAGCAUCUAUUAAGUGGUAUAUCCAGCGGGCAGGAGAGGAACACCGAGAGGAGCUGAAACCCGAUGAAAGGAUCAUCAAAACAGACUACGGGCUACUGAUCCGGAGCCUGCAGAAGAAGGACUCUGGGAUGUACUCCUGCAAAGCGCAGGAGCACACGUUCAUCCACACCGUGGUGAAGCUGACCCUGAACGUCAUUGAGCACGAGCAGAUGGAGAACACGCAGAGGGCGGAGCACGAGGAGGGGCAGGUCAAGGACUUGCUGGCCGAGUCGCGGCUGAGAUACAAAGACUAUAUCCAGAUCCUCAGCAGCCCCAACUUCAGCCUGGACCAGUACUGCGAGCAGAUGUGGCACCGGGAGAAGCGGCGGCAGCGCAACAAGGGCGCCCCCAAGUGGAAGCACAUGCAGGAGAUGAAGAAGAAGCGGAACCGGAGGCAUCACCACCACGGAGAGGGGCUGCCCAGGGCGGUGGCCACGUAGCUUCCCGCUUAAUUUAAAGAAAAGAGUCCUUUCCCUGCCAAAAAUACUGUCUCCUGCGUGUACAUCCUUGAUAAGAACUCCUAAGAGUCUUCCAUGGUGUCUUGUUAAGGCACACACAAAAAAACAAUCUAAGUAAGAUUGUGUGGUGACUGUAGCAAAGAAGAGCAAGAUAAGUCAUCUGACCCAGUUUUCCAAGAACUAAACUUGUACCUGCAGUGUACCCGAGUUAUCUGCAAACAUAGGGACUUCGCGUUUGUAAAUGGUUUGUGUUCUGAGUUGUUCCAUGUAUGAUGUUCUAUGUACAUAAGCGAGCUGAGCGCACACACAUCACGUGGGAUCCUGUACUAAGGCGCCUCAUUUCCCUUGCGUGGCCCUGUAGCCUAGGGCUGGCCAUGCUGUUGUGCUUUAUGUUCUUAGGAACAGACACAUCAUUCCACUCUAGGACGAGCUACUUUCCGGGAAGAAGUGGAGGGAAGAAGACACACGUUCAGGCCACUCACGUAGCAGCAGGAACUUCCCCAAUGAGCCACUCACUCUUGGUGCCUGGUUUAGGGAUUGGGAGAGAUGCAUUGGUUUUAUCAGACCACGGGGAUUACUUAGUGCACUGCAGCCCUGAGUUACUGAAGGCUGUAAGUGUUCCUCCAGGAUUCCUUAGGGCUGACCAGGAGAAGCAGGCUCACAGCGAGACCUUGGUGCUCGGUUAUGUGAUUUUAGAUGAAACGCUGAGCUUUACAGGGGCAGAAUGCUUAGUGCAUAUUUAAGUAAGAUAUGGGAAAACAUUUAAAUAAAAUAAGGGAAACAUCAUGACGUACCCUGCAUCCUAAUGGGGAGGCAUACAGAUGGGAUUUGUUAGGAGACAGAAGGAAAGACAGCCAUAAAUUCUGACUUUGGGGGAAACUCAUAGCCCCAUAAAAAGGAAGAACAGUCACAAAUAAAGUGGGUGAAAUGCAAUGUAGUUUUAUUCACCAGAGUAUAAGUAGCUGCCAAUUUAUAAUACAUCUGCUAAAAAAUUCUAGAUUUUAUA
Molecule: messenger RNA, 3835 nt
Organism: Pipistrellus kuhlii (Kuhl's pipistrelle)
Lineage: Eukaryota; Metazoa; Chordata; Mammalia; Chiroptera; Vespertilionidae
Gene: SEMA3D
Product: semaphorin 3D
Exons: 18
Coding region: 478-2811 (777 amino acids)
Biological process (GO): neural crest cell migration; negative chemotaxis; negative regulation of axon extension involved in axon guidance
Molecular function (GO): chemorepellent activity; semaphorin receptor binding
Source: RefSeq, a predicted model, not a curated record